AUGGCGCAGAACGACUCGACGCCCGAGUGGGGAGCUGCCCGCGUGCGGAGCACCUUCCUCGACUACUUCAAGGAGCGAGGACAUACCUUUGUGCCUUCCUCCUCGGUCGUCCCCCUCUCCGACCCGACUCUCCUCUUCGCCAAUGCUGGCAUGAACCAGUACAAGUCCAUCUUUCAAGGCACCGUCGACCCCGCCUCCGACUUCGCCCAGCUCAAGCGCGCCACGAACUCGCAAAAGUGCAUUCGCGCGGGCGGCAAGCACAAUGACCUCGACGAUGUGGGCAAGGAUAGCUAUCACCAUACAUUCUUUGAGAUGUUGGGUAACUGGAGCUUCGGCGACUACUUCAAGAAGGAGGCCAUUGGCUACAGCUGGGAGCUGCUCACAAAGGUGUAUGGCAUCGACCCCAAGAGGCUGUACGUGACAUAUUUUGAGGGAACCGACGAAUUGGAGCCGGAUCUGGAAGCUAAGGAGCUGUGGAAGAGCGUUGGUGUGCCUGAAGACCAUAUCUUGCCUGGAAACAUGAAGGAUAACUUCUGGGAGAUGGGUGACCAGGGUCCUUGUGGGCCUUGCUCAGAACUGCAUUAUGACCUGAGAGAGCCCGAGAACGGAGUCUACAGGAAUGCUGCGUCGCUAGUCAACGCGGACGAUCCCGAAGUCAUUGAGAUCUGGAACAACGUCUUCAUGCAAUAUAACCGCGAGCCAGACCGGUCAUUACGGCCUCUGCCUCACAAGCAUAUCGAUACGGGUUUGGGUUACGAGCGGUUGGUGUCAGUCCUGCAGAAGACCAAGUCAAAUUAUGACACGGAUGUUUUCAGCCCGCUGUUCAAGAAAAUCCAAGAGAUCACAGGUGCGCGGGAAUACAGGGGCAAGUUUGGAAAGGAAGAUGCAGAUGGCAUCGAUACCGCAUACCGUGUCAUUGCUGACCACGUCCGUAUGAUGUCCUUUUCUAUCGCUGACGGCGGUGUACCAAACAACGUCGGACGUGGCUACGUCGUGCGCCGCGUUUUGCGACGAGGAGCGCGAUUCGCUCGCAAAUACUUCGAGACUGAGAUCGGCAAUUUCUUCUCGAAGAUCGUACCGACACUCGUCGAGCAGAUGGGCGACAUGUUUCCUGAGCUGAGAAAGAAGGAGGCGGAUAUCAAGGAGAUCUUGGACGAAGAAGAGAAGAGCUUUGCCAAGUCUCUGGAUCGAGGCGAAAUCAUGUUCGAGAAGUAUGCACAGAAAGCUAAGGUCAAGGGCUCGAACGACCUCCCGGGUGAUGAUGUCUGGAGGUUAUACGACACGUACGGUUUCCCGGUCGAUCUGACGAAGAUUAUGGCCGAGGAGCGGGGCCUCAACAUUAACGAUCAGGAGGUUGAAGAGGCGCAAGAGAAGGCUCGCGAGGCUAGCAAGGGCGACAAGAAGGCUACCGCUGCAAUGGUAAAGUUCGAUGUUCACGACCUGAGCGCCCUCGAAAACAUGAACGAUGUGCCCAAGACGGACGACUUCGCCAAGUUCGGUCGCGAGAACAUCACAUCAGUCAUCAAGGCUAUUUAUCACAAUAAGAAGUUCCUAAAGAGCACAAAGGAGGUCCCUGAAGGCGAACAGUUUGGCGUCUUGCUCGAUCGGACGAACUUCUACGCCGAGCAGGGAGGUCAGGAGAACGAUACCGGCCGAUUGCUUGUCGACGGUGAAGCCGAGAUCAGCAUUGAGAACGUACAAGUGUAUGCCGGCUACGUGCUACACACUGGAUUCCUCAAGUACGGCGAGUUGAGCGUAGGAAGCGAGGUCAUUGCAGAAUACGAUGAGCUCCGCCGCCACCCAAUUCGCAACAAUCACACCGGAACGCACGUCCUCAACUAUGGUCUCAAGGAGGUGCUUGGUGACGAAGUUGACCAGAAGGGCUCGCUUGUCUCACCUGAGAAGCUGCGUUUUGACUUCUCACACAAGGCCGGUGUUUCUGACGCCGAGCUUGCCAAGAUCGAGAAAAUAUGUACUGAGUACAUUCGCCAAAAUUCGGAGGUCUACGCCAAGGAUGUGCCUCUGGCUACUGCGCGUCAGAUUCGGGGCGUGCGUGCUGUUUUCGGAGAGACAUACCCCGACCCCGUUCGCGUUGUCUCAGUUGGCGUCCCCGUUGAAGACCUCAUCGCCGAUGUCAAGAACGAGCAGUGGGAGAAGGUAUCUGUUGAGUUCUGCGGCGGCACGCAUGUCAAGCAGACGGGUGAGAUCAAGGAACUCGUCAUCCUCGAGGAGUCCGGUAUCGCCAAGGGUAUUCGCCGCAUCGUCGCGGUAACAGGCCAAGAAGCCUACGACGUCCAGCGCCAGGCCUCGGACUUUGAGGCCCAACUCAGCCGUCUGGAGAAGCUUGCUUUUAGCGCCGAGAAGGAAGCAGAAGCAAAGAAGAUGCAGACGGAGCUCAACCAGCUCGUCAUUUCUGCGCUUUCGAAGAGCCAGUUCCGCGAGCGGUUUGCCAAGAUCCAGAAGAGUAUCUUAGACGAGCAGAAGGCGUUUGCGAAGCAGGAUAACAAGCGUGUAUUGGAUGUUGUGACGAACUACUUCAAAGACAACAAGGAUGCGAAGUUCUUGGUGAAGAAGGUGGACUGGUCGAGUAACGUUGCCAAGGCUAUCAGCGAGGCGAUCAAGAACGUAUCAGGGCCGAAGAGUGCGAUCAAGGAUAAGAGUGUGUAUCUCUUCAGUGCGGGUGAUGGAAAGGUGGCGCAUGGGUGUUAUGUUUCUGAGUAUUUCAAGGAACAGGGCGCCGACGGACCUAAGUGGGCGAGCUCAGUCACCCCUGUCAUUGGCGGCAAGACGGGUGGAAAGCCUGGUGCGCCGACGGCGAUCGGUAACGGCACGAAUGCGGAGAAGAUUGAUGAUGGUGUCGAGGAGGCGAGGAAAUUCAUCGAAGGGUUCAAGUUGUAG
Didymosphaeria variabile is the source of this 2898-nucleotide messenger RNA. It is a transcript of the gene ALA1, whose product is annotated as Alanine--tRNA ligase. NCBI's taxonomy places the organism in Eukaryota, Fungi, Ascomycota, Dothideomycetes, Pleosporales, Didymosphaeriaceae. The transcript has 3 exons. Gene Ontology annotation, biological process: alanyl-tRNA aminoacylation; tRNA modification. Bases 1 to 2898 code for a protein of 965 amino acids. Gene Ontology annotation, cellular component: cytoplasm; mitochondrion. Gene Ontology annotation, molecular function: amino acid binding; nucleic acid binding; ATP binding. The record is from RefSeq and is a predicted model, not a curated record.